GCGGGCAGGGUUCAUGCCGCACAACCUCCGUGAGGAGAGACACAGAGGGAGGGGAGACACAUCAGGGAGAGACGGACAGAGAGAAGCCGCACAGCUGACCGAUUUGAGAUGCGUGUUUGCUGAGUAUUGUUUUGUCGUUGGGGCUACUGCUGCUGCUGCUGUUGUUGUUGCUGCUGCUGUUGUUGUUGUGAAGCUGUGAUUCGGGUUCGAUGCUGCCAUUGGAGGAAGUCGAUUACCAAUCGGUGAGGCCGACCAAGGACAAGGUUCGACCCUACAAGAUUGGAGUACUGGUGCUUGCUGCAUGUCUUGUGGUGGUAACCUUGAGUUUGGGACUGGGUCUUGGAGUACAGUUAAACCACUAUAAAAAGAAAGUGGCAGAGUCCUCCCAGUCCACCCCAAAGCCGCCUGCACAGUCCUGCCGAGGUCGCUGCAAUGGGCGAAGCCAGCCAGCGUCGCUCGACUGCGUGUGCGACGCCUCCUGCGAAGACGCAGGCAACUGCUGCCCAGACUACUACGACCUAUGCCUGCUUCCCUUGACAUCCUGGGAAUGCACGCGGAUUCGCUGUGGGGAGAAGCGACUUGCGAACAGCAGCUGCCACUGCUCUGAUGACUGCAUGGAAAAGAAAGACUGCUGUACCAACUACAUGACCACCUGUAAAGGUGCCAAAACGUGGUUGGCAGAACCCUGUGAAGAUCUUGGCACUCCAAAAUGUCCCGCGGGGUUCAAGAGGCAGCCUCUCAUUUUGUUCUCCCUGGAUGGUUUCCGUGCCGAGUACCUCCAGACUUGGUCCGCCCUUGUGCCCAACCUGCAGAAGCUCAGGUCCUGUGGCACACAUGCCCCAUACAUGAGGGCAAUGUACCCGACCAAGACCUUCCCCAACCACUACACCAUCACCACGGGCAUGUAUCCCGAGUCUCAUGGGAUUGUGGAUAACAACAUAUAUGACGUGAUAUUCAAUGCCAACUUUUCCCUUGGCAAUGAAGAAUCUGCCACUUCGAAAUGGUGGGGAGGCCAACCGAUAUGGAACACGGUAACUUACCAAGGGUUGAAGAGUGGGACCUAUUUUUGGCCUGGUUCUGACGUUGCAAUUAACAACACUUACCCCGACUACUGGGCAAAGUACAACACAAAUGAUCCGUAUGAAAAUCGAAUUAAAGUCGUUUUCAAAUGGUUGGACCUGCCAGAAGACCAGAGGCCAGAUUUUUACACUCUUUAUCUAGAUCAGCCUGAUGGACAAGGUCACAAUUUCGGCCCCGUGAGUGGUCAGGUGAUCGAGGCACUGCAGGAUGUGGACCGCAUCAUUGGGAUGCUGAUGGAUGGCCUCAAGCAGAGAGCCUUGCACCAAUGUGUCAACAUCAUGAUCGUGGCAGAUCACGGGAUGGAUAAGAUAAGCUGUGACCGUGUGGAGCUUUUAAAUGAAUACAUGUCUCUCAACAACAUCUAUGUUUAUGAAGGCCCCUAUGGUCGCAUCCGUGCAAGAAAUAUCCCACAAGACUACCACAAACUGGACAAUGAGGGCAUCGUGAGAAACUUGACGUGCAAGAAAGAAGGACAGCACUUUAAACCCUACCUGAAGUGGCAUCUUCCCAAGCGAUUGCACUAUGGUGACAGCCACCGCAUCGAGACCAUUCAUUUGUUUAUGGAACGGCAGUGGCAGGUUGCCAGGCAAUAUUCGGCAACUGGAAGAUGUAAUGGUGGGAAUCAUGGCUUUGACAAUGAGUUUAUAAGUAUGCAGGCAAUAUUUAUAGGAUAUGGACCUAAGUUUAAGAACCAAACAGAAGUUGAGGCUUUUGAAAAUAUCGAGCUGUAUAAUCUGAUGUGCGAUAUUCUAGAAAUCACACCAUCGAAAAACAACGGCACACACGGCAGCCUCAACCACCUGCUAAGAAGUCCAUUCUUCACCCCGUCGUUCCCUGCCGAGCAGUCAGAUCCCUUGUCCUGCCCUCUGACCUCCCUCACUUCCACGAACGGCCUUGGGUGCACAUGGGACAGCACUCUGGGUGAAGAAGUUGACGUGAACCAACGGUUAAAUCUGUCCAUCGCUGAUGUUCAACUCUUCGAGCAGCAGCAUUUACCCCUGGGACGACCUGCACUCACGCUGAGCGGCAAACGCUACUGCCUCCUGCACCACAAGAACUUCGUGUCCGCAUACAGCCACGACAUCAAAAGCCCGCUUUGGAGCUCCUACACCGUCAGCAAGCCAGCUAACAAUUCUCCGCUGCCAGACUUCACCGAGGACAGCGUGCGUGCAGACGUGCGACUUGCGGAGGGUGUUAGCGCUAACUGCUCUGCGUACAUUGCCACAAACAUCACCUAUGGCUUCCUCUUCCCUCCCAAUUUGGUGGUGAGUGAUAUUGCGGAUGGCUUUACAACUGGAAACAUCGCUCCCAUGUACGCUGAAUUUAAAAAGUUAUGGAAUUUCUUCCACAAAGUCCUGCUGGUCAAGUACGCUGUGGAGUCAGAUGGGCUUAACGUUGUGAGCGGUCCCAUCUUUGACUUCAACUUCGACGGCAUCGCUGACAAACCAGAAGAAAUUGCAGAGUUUGUAGAGGGAACGGAUAUUCCCAUCCCCACGCACUACUUCGUGGUGCUCACCAGCUGCAAAGGCCAGCCUGCUGGGAACUGCACGGGCCAAGUGGUCAACACCGCCUUCAUUCUACCCCACCGCCCCGACAACAGCGAGAGUUGCCAGACCGGAGUGGCUCAGGAAGCAUGGGUGGAGGAGCGAGUGAGGACUCACACAGCGCGUGUGCGCGAUGUUGAGCUUCUCUCCGGCCUCAGCUUCUACCAAGAUCCCAGCCGUGACCAGAACCAAGUCCUCCGCUCCAAGACUUACCUGCACGUCUUUGAAACCGAGCUCUAGUGCUAUAAGUAAUAUUGUUAUUUUAAUUGAAGAAUGUACAAUUAACGUUUUAGAAUAUUCAGCAAUGCAAAUUUGAAAUGCGUGGGCAUUAAAAAAAAAAGAAAUCUCUAAUUAUAUUAAUCCUGUUUUUUUAUCAUUAUACUGACCGUGAAAUCGUGUCAUCUGUUCAAACGAUCGUCUACAAGUUAGUUUUCAAUGAGUGUGAUCUUAAUUGAAACAUUUUACCGAACACCACCCACUCCUCCAAAGACUUAGACAAGUGUCAGCAAUGUGCUUGGAAGUGGAAUAUAAUAUAGGAACACGUGAUUGAGUGGCCUUCAUUUUGUGUGUGAAGGUAGAAUGGCAAUCGUCAGAUUAAUCUGAAAACCUGUCACACUCAAUUGGGAUCGUCUACAGUACUAAAUAAUACAUACACUCGCUUGGUAGCACUGUAUUAAAAUGAUUUGAUGCACAAUCUAAAGGAUGCCAGUUCAAAUUCAGGUCGACAUCAUCCAUCUGGAGUAGACAAAAUGAGUACCACUUUGUUGGAAGUUUACAAGCAGUUUAUUUGCAGACAGGCCGACCCUGAAAUUGAAAUCUCUUGUCCCAGAUUGUUCGCCCUCCCAGGUCGUCCUUGCUAAAAAAAAAUCACUCUGGACGUCUCACUGGGUUCUCUCUCUCCUGGUUAAAUUGCAUGGAUAGGGUAGUGCAUUUUAUGCUACAGUGCUAUCAAUUAAGAUGGGUUUUUUGACGAGCUAUAACACUGCCUCUUCCUGACCCCCCCUCCAAAGUGAGACACCUUGACUGUCCCUUGGUCCCCCAGCGGAGGCGAAGUUCUUGUAGCUCGCGGAUGUUCAUCGUCUCUAAACCUUCUGGGUCUGUCAAUAAAAAUAAAUCAAAUGAGUGACUCAA
Petromyzon marinus (sea lamprey) is the source of this 3755-nucleotide messenger RNA. Lineage: Eukaryota; Metazoa; Chordata; Hyperoartia; Petromyzontiformes; Petromyzontidae. The record is from RefSeq and is a predicted model, not a curated record.